CACGAUAAAGCGUUUAGUCUCACGAGAAAAAAGGAUACUUCAUUAUUUCUUUAGUUUUUAAGUGCAUAAUCCUUCACAGAAUUUACAUUUAGUUUAUGUGUUAAUGUUCUCGUUCUUUCAUUAAUAAUUGGAUUUUUAAUUGAGGAUAGAGUGUGUUUAUUCUAAGGAUUGUAGUCGAACAAAUGACAGAAUAUAAGUUGGUGGUUGUAGGAGCGGGUGGCGUUGGUAAGAGUGCUUUGACCAUUCAACUCAUACAGAAUCACUUUGUUGAAGAAUAUGAUCCAACUAUAGAGGAUUCCUACAGGAAACAAGUUGUGAUUGAUGGAGAAACAUGCUUGCUGGACAUACUGGACACAGCUGGUCAGGAGGAAUACAGUGCAAUGAGGGACCAGUACAUGAGGACAGGGGAGGGCUUCUUGUGUGUGUUUGCUGUGAACAACUACAAGUCAUUUGACGACAUUAAUCAGUAUAGAGAACAAAUAAAAAGAGUCAAAGAUGCUGAUGAAGUCCCCAUGGUCUUGGUGGGCAACAAAGUAGAUCUUCCCACCCGUACAGUAGAACAGAGGCAGGGCAAGCAUGUUGCUGAGCUCUACCAUAUACCCUACGUAGAAACGUCAGCCAAAACAAGACAAGGGGUGGAUGAUGCUUUCUAUACUCUAGUCCGGGAGAUCAGAAAAUAUAAAGAGAAAAAAGGGAAAGACAGGAAAAAGAGAAAGAUUGGCGGCAAAGGGAAACUAUGUCAACUUUUAUAAGCUUGUGAAGCCUGGAAGUGAUAUGUUUUUUUUUAUUUUGAGACAUUAUUUCAUCAUUGUUUGUAUUCUCCUAGUUGAUUUGUUUUGCCUUGUCAUGAAUGGAGAAAAUGGCGAGUUCUGUUUUUUUUUUUGACAAAAUGUUUCGAUGUUGAGGAAUGAGUUGCAUUGGAUUCUUAGCUAACAGUGUUAAAUUAUCUGCUCUAGCAGUUAUUCUCUUACCUUCAAUACCAUGAAGGAAGAUGACAAUUUUUUUUUUGUUGUAAAAAUGUAACAGUUAUGACUUUGCCAUAAAUCUAUUGAAAGUUAGUCAUAGUCCUCCAAUGUGCCAACUUGUGGACAGAGCCAGAGGCUCAUGUCUGAGACCCAGAGGCUCAUGUCUGAGACCCAUAGGCUCAUGUCUGAGACCUAUAGGCUCAUGUCUGAGACCCAGAGGCUCAUGUCUGAGACCCAUAGGCUCACGUCUGUUAUCAGAUUGAAGUACAUAUUGUACCUCCUCCUGGCCAGUGUCUAGAUAUAGUGAAUGUACGGGCUCAACUUGAGUCCAUUGCCAUAUUGUUUAGAGUGUCUUCUCUUGAAGGCUGUUAUUAUGUUUCACCUCUCAAAGUGAAAGCAUUAUGUUUCUUGUCAUUCAGAAUGAGUGUGCUUGUCAUUGCAAUAAUAGAAAACUCUAGAGCUCACAGUGAAUACAAUUCAAGUAGAUAGAGAGAUUCGACCCACUGACCCUGUCCUAUGUUACUAUGACAGUCAUCUUCUAGAUCAGUCAAUUGUUUGAUCUUUUAUGGACUUCAUUUUACUUUUUUGUUGUAUAAAUGUACUUUUGGCUGUUUUUCUUCUUGACUAGCUCUUUUUCUCUGCAGUGUUUCCAUACAGUAUAUUUGCAUACCCUGUCCAUCCAAUCCAAUGUUAUAUUAAUGGCUGUCUUUUGGUGUUUUUCUUGAUGUUUUUUUUCCUCUUUGAGAAAUAUUUGUAUCCUUUGAUGUUAAUGUACAUGGGUACAUAUAUAUAUAUAUAUAUAUUAUAUAUAUAUCUGAAUGAACUGUGUAUGAGAGUUGCUUUUAAAGUUACUAUUGGUUGUUAAGCAACUCAUUUGAAACAAUUACUUUUCAUAAAUUGCCUUCUUGUUCUCAUUUGGUCUCGGAGGUCACCUGUAUGUAAAUAUUCCGCUGUAUACCAGAUAGGUUUUAAGAUCUUGAUAGCGUCUCUUUUGGUUUUAUAUAUCACAAAGGCUUCAUUAAUAUUAUGCAAAGUUCAUUGUACAUAACAUUAAUCUAUCAUUCACCGUUGAAUUUAGGAAUUUUGUUAUCCAGCUGUGCGGAGUGAAUUAUUUUGAAUUUGUGGAAAGGGCACUCGGCCAAACAGAUAUCUUAAUGUGUUCAGUGUUGCCAUGAAGUGACCUCAUGAAUUGCUGCGUGUGUCUGUGACCUUCCCAGCUGAGGUAUAGCGUGUCAGUAUGAUGACAUAACAUGACAUUGCCAAAAAUGUUUGCAUGCUCACCAGGCUUUGUGGGUCUAGGUAGAAUCUGUCAUAGAGCUUGACAGUGGCUACGAUUUCUCAUGUGACACUGGAAUAAUGGUCACAUCAAUGUUUUUACUGUGAAACAAAUUGUACAAUAUCAAUAUUUCCAUGUUGGUCACUUGUUUUCUUCUUCAUCACUGCUUAAACCUUUUUUUAUUCUUUUGUUUGAACUAAAUGAAUAUAGGCUUACAUUUACAAUUCUUACUGUGCGCUACUGGUACCCUAGAGAUCUUUACACACGUUUCUAUUGGACUAAAUCAAGAUUUUGCUUUCUAAUAUAAUCUUCCCUUUUUAUACCUUGCACGAGUGUCAGCUGGAAACUUUCAUUGGGUUGGAAUGCUGACAACAGUUUUGAAAGCUAACUUAAGUGAAUCGAGUAAAUGGAAGUGUUUGUUAAACAGUGGAGUGCAGAGAAUCGAUGCCUCUGCUUUGAUGGUGAUGACUUUUUUUUAACCAUUUGUUUUGAAUUGUUUUUAAAUUGUUAUUUCUGUUGCCAUUUUAAAUGUUUUUUUGUUUUUUUUUUAAAUUUAAUAUUGUAUAUUGUAUAUUGAUAAAAAAAAAUGUCUUUUCAAUUAGAGAUGAGUGUUGUGGGACAGGAGAAUUGUUGAAUGUCUACUUUUUUUUUUUUUUUUUUUAAUGUAGUUGAGUUUUACUUGUUGAGUUUUGAAUGUAAUUUGGUUAAAAAAUACACAGAAGAAAAACACAGCUGUUAACUUGAAAUAAAAAAAGAAAUCAAGUUGCAUGUUUCUAAAACUAUAUGCAGAUUUCUUAUAGAGCUUUUACUUUGGCUUAUUUACUUUGGCUUAUUUACAACAGAUACAAAAAUAACACUUGAAAUCAUUAAAUCAGUGGGAAGCAUGGUCGAGAGGCUAAGUGCGCUUGAACUUGGCUUGGCUACCUAUAAAGGGGGCUCGAGGUUUGACACCCGACGAGCAGAUUUGUGUUUACUGAGUGUCUAAAGGCACAUAACCCCCUCCCCCCACUGGUCCACAUAUGAGAUUGGACCAUAGCGCUCUGAGCAUGUUUAUAAGUAGUGCUAUAUAAAAGCUUUAAUUAUUAUUAUUAUAAAAUAAAAAAUUGCUACAGAUUCAAACAUUUUCUCAGAACAUAGGCAAAGCCGUUUUUUUUUUCUGUGUACUCUUCAACUGCAAAUGAUUAGUGUCAUCAAUCAAUCAUAAUUAGUUUUGAUCAGAUUUCAACACAAAUUUCUUGUCUUAAAAGUUGAUUGAAGUAGAGGACAUAUUUCUGUGUGUGUGUCACUCUCUUGUACAAAGAAAGUGAAAAAAAAAAGCUCUGGCUAUGUUAGUUUUUUUUUGUAAUGUCUGAGUUAUAGUGAUCUAAAUGCUUAAUGUUCAUACUUAUUGGGAUGACUAUUGUGUACAUGUUGACUUGUCAGCUGACCCUUGAACUUUUCGUGAGUAUUGAAAAGAAGAAAUGCUUUUUGAAAUUCUACCUUUUGCCUCAUUCAGGCCAGUUUAAGAAUUUCAGUAUUAGUUACCCUAUCACUUUUAUUACCAGGUACUCAAUAAAUUGAAACAAGAUAAGAGAAAACAAGAUAAUAUUUUAGUCAUUUUGAAGAUCAUAUUCUCUUUUUUUUUAACGACUAUAUAAGAGAAGCUGUGAAAGUUGAAUCAAUAAGUGAAGAGCGAAGGCUGUAGUUGACACAUUGAAAGGUUUGGCUGUUUUUGAAUACACUUGAUGAGAUCUUCAUCUUAGCAAACGUCUCAUUCCAAAACUGUUAUAUCCAACCUGAUUUACUUAGGCACCAUUCACCCAAUGAUGAACCCUAGAGGCAGCACUAACUGUAAUAUCUUGAGUGUUGAGCCAGCUGUAGUCUGGAAUUUGUUUUUAUUAUCAAUGGCCUCGUUUGGGAGUCUGUUAAAUUUAUGAGGAAGGUCUUUUUCUAAGUUUAAUUGAAUCAAAUGUUAGUAACAUUAGCAUUUUAUUGUCUGCUCAAUUUGCAUGUACCAUUUACAUCAAGAGUACACAAUGUAUGAAGUGGUGAAUGCUUUGUAUGUCCGAGGGGACAGUUGUAUUGUGGUUUUAGUACUUUUUUUUUCCAAUUCUGCCUCAUUUAGUCAAACCAGAAUAUAUGGAAUGAUAUUUCAAUACAAAUAAUAAAAUGUACUUAGUGUUUUC
This is a messenger RNA of Biomphalaria glabrata, 4406 nucleotides long. RefSeq names its product GTPase HRas. Gene Ontology annotation, molecular function: GDP binding; GTP binding; GTPase activity. The coding region runs from base 183 to 752 and encodes 189 amino acids. Gene Ontology annotation, biological process: epidermal growth factor receptor signaling pathway; Ras protein signal transduction. Gene Ontology annotation, cellular component: plasma membrane. Lineage: Eukaryota; Metazoa; Mollusca; Gastropoda; Planorbidae. The transcript is spliced from 8 exons. The record is from RefSeq and is a predicted model, not a curated record.